Messenger RNA from Pomacea canaliculata, 7160 nucleotides. RefSeq lists its product as uncharacterized. Bases 669 to 4763 code for a protein of 1364 amino acids. The transcript is spliced from 18 exons. NCBI's taxonomy places the organism in Eukaryota, Metazoa, Mollusca, Gastropoda, Architaenioglossa, Ampullariidae. Gene Ontology annotation, molecular function: GTP binding. The record is from RefSeq and is a predicted model, not a curated record.
AUGAAUGCAGGUUAAAUGAAGCAUUUGCUAUUGACCACUAAUAUUUAUCUCCUUUAAACAUGAAUGUGCUAUCUUUUGACUGAUCCAACAACUGUGAACAGACUGUGAUCAUUUAUAGUUAUGCAUAUAUAUCUGCCCACAAUGUGUGCUUUAGGCUUGUGGUUAAUAAAUGUUAACAAAAAACAAGACAGUUACAAACCCGUACAAUAAACGACGUAGUAUUUGUUGUUGAUUCCUAUAUUCCGAUAGUUUCGAGUAGCUAUCUGGCUAAUUAUAAUUCCUUAAGUGUGUCAUAUAGUUAUGUUAAAGUUACACUCUUUUAAAUAAAUCUUUCCUUUACUUGUGUGUGUGUGUGCGCACACUGACUUACAGCUUCUAGUGAGCUGUGAAAAUUUUCAGCUUGAAGAAACAUCAGGGAUCCAAGCAAUAAAGGCUGCACACUGGGCGGGGCACUCAGGUUUGUUGAUUGACAGAGUCGCUCAGCUCUCAGCCAAACAGGACCCGCCUUCUGAUUCAUGGUCGACUGACGAGCCACUCCAUUCAUUACUUCACAGCCUUUCGUGAUCGUUGGGUCGGCGAGUUUUCGAAAGGACACGCUGUUAUCCAGCCUAACCUUCUGAUUUAGGAUUUGGCUCAAAGUUUGAGAAAUAGAUCCCUCAAUUAAUAAAAUGGAGACAGAAAAACAAGCAUCUUUGGAGAAAAAUCAGCAAACGGAUUCGCAGGCUUUUCCUCUCCACAAAAACGCGGAAACUAAAGAUUCCCAAAAUGGUGACGACAGAGAAAUGAGAAUCAUCAUUAUUGGUGCCUCUAAAAGUGGGAAAAGCACAGCCAAAGAUGUUUUGCUUGGUGAGGAAUGCAUUAAACAAAGAGCACCAGCUAGUCAAUCAAGUUCCACAACUACCACGGCAGAGAUGGCUGAGGUGGAAAAAGGAGAUAUGUAUCUUAAGGUUCUCGAUACGCCUGAUAUCGGCUGUCCAGAAUUAAGGGACGAGAAAAAAGCGAAAGAAGAAAUCAAAAAGUGGAAGGUAAUGUGUCCUGAUCCACAUCUGAUUUUGCUGGCCAUUCGCUGUGACACACGUGACCUAGUGUCUGAUGUGUCGAAAUUCCAGAGAUUUAGAAUGCUAUGGGGAGACAAUCUGAGAAGACGUUUUUCGGUGCUCUUCACAUUUGGAGACAAGUUGCAGGAAAGUGUCGACGAGUUUCUAUCCCGGUCUCAUUCAGCCUUACAGGAUGUCAUGGACUGCGCUGGACAUCACUACAUCAUCUUCAACAGUUUACUAAGUACAAGUGAACAGAAAGGUCGUGCUCAGCAGGUGUUUCAAAUAGUCAAGGACUUCAGAAAUGUGUUUAAUGUGUUGAUAAUCGGCAAGACAGGAAACGGUAAAAGUUCCAUAGGUAACUCCCUUCUGAGAACACCUGCCUUCAGUGUCUCUCGUGGGAUGUCAUCAUUCACCAAACACACCGUGACACAGUCAGCUCAGAUAAACGACAUGAUCGUCAAAGUAACAGACACACCUGAUGUCAGCAACAUUAGUACUGACGAGAAGGCUGCAGGUGAGGAAAUAAAAAAAUGGUGUUAUUUUCAUCCUGACGCUGUUUUGUUGGCAAUUCGUUAUGACAUCCGCUAUACCCCAGAGGAAUACCAGAUAUACCAGCAGAUUAAGAAAGCCUUAGGAGAACAAUAUCUGAGAUCAAGGCUAACAGUAGCCUUUACCUUUGGUGAUCGUCAAGACAAAGAUAUCAACGAGGAGCUGAAAACAGUUUGCACAGAGCUGAAAGAUAUUCUUAAAGAUGCGGAUCACAGAUGCAUCAUGUUCAGCAACAAAGCACAAAAGGUUUCAGAACACAACAAGAAAGACCCUCUUACCCAACUUAUGAACUGUGCACUUAGUCAUGAUAGCUUUUAUUCAUUUCCAGAAGACCCUUGUGAAAAUACUCCAACACAGUUACAGUCUUGUCGUGCUGCUGAUGUGGAAACACAGCCAAUGCCUGCUCGCAACAUCCGACAGCUUAAAGUACUGAUCAUCGGCAAAACUGGAAACGGAAAAAGCAGCUUGGGAAACAUACUCCUGAACAACACUUCCGCCUUCAGAGUCUCACGUGGGUUGAAUUCCUCCACAACAUUCGCUGUCACGAAUUCUGCUGAAGUACAUGGAGUGACGGUCACAGUAAUGGACACACCUGACAUCAGCAACCUUGGUGUCGACGAGAAGGCUGCAGAGGAAGAAAUCAAGAAAUGGUGUUUCUUUCAUCCUGACUUCAUUUUGUUGGCCAUUCGAUGUGACGUCCGCUAUACUGCUGAGGAACACCAGAUAUACCAGCAGAUUAAGAAAGUCUUAGGGGAAGAACAUCUUACAUCAAAGUUAACGAUAGCAUUCACCUUUGGUGAUCGUCAAGACAAAGAUAUCAACGAGGAGCUGAAAACAGUUUGCCCAGAGCUGAAAGAUGUUCUUAAAGAUGCGGAUAACCGAUACAUUAUGUUCAGCAACAAAGCACAAAAGGUUUCAGAACACAACAAGAAAGACCCUCUUACCCAACUUAUGAACUGUGCACUUAGUCAUGCUGAGAGAAUGCGUGGUUGUGAAGUCGACAGUUCACUCAGUGCAGGUGAUCAAUUGCACGCUGAUGUUACUAAACUCAAUAGCUUUUAUUCAUUUCCAGAAGACCCUUGUGAAAACACUCCAACACAGUUACAGUCUUGUCGUGCUGCUGAUGUGGAAACACAGCCAAUGCCUGCUCGCAACACCCGACAGCUUAAAGUACUGAUCAUCGGCAAAACUGGAAACGGAAAAAGCAGCUUGGGAAACAUACUCCUGAACAACACUUCCGCCUUCAGAGUCUCACGUGGGUUGAAUUCCUCCACAACAUUCGCUGUCACGAAUUCUGCUGAAGUACAUGGAGUGACGGUCACAGUAAUGGACACACCUGACAUCAGCAACCUUGGUGUCGACGAGAAGGCUGCAGAGGAAGAAAUCAAGAAAUGGUGUUCCUUUCAUCCUGACUUCAUUUUGUUGGCCAUUCGAUGUGACGUCCGCUAUACUGCUGAGGAACACCAGAUAUACCAGCAGAUUAAGAAAGUCUUAGGGGAAGAACAUCUUACAUCAAAGUUAACGAUAGCAUUCACCUUUGGUGAUCGUCAAGACAAAGAUAUCAACGAGGAGCUGAAAACAGUUUGCCCAGAGCUGAAAGAUGUUCUUAAAGAUGCGGAUAACCGAUACAUUAUGUUCAGCAACAAAGCACAAAAGGUUUCAGAACACAACAAGAAAGACCCUCUUACCCAACUUAUGAACUGUGCACUUAGUCAUGAAUCACAGGAUCCUGUCGCAGUCAAAAAAAGACGAAAAGAAUGUGAUGCAGCUGACAGUGAUGAUGUCCUUGCUCAUCCUGUGAUGCCAGUCUCUUGUAAUGGCGCUGACACAAACGCCGCCCUGCACCAAUGUGAGGAAAUCAGAAUCAUCAUCAUUGGUGCUUCUGGAAGUGGCAAAAGUACAGCUGCAAAUGUUCUCAUUGGAGAAGACAUGUUUCAAAUGUAUUCAAUUAAUAAUCCAGUCUCACCAGCGACAUGUCAGCUCAAACAGACACAAUCACAGCACCCACGUAUGAAGGUUCUUGAUACGCCCGAUCUCGACUGUCAAGAAUUAAAGAACGAGAAGAAAGCAAAGGAGGAAAUCCAGAAGUGGAAGGCGAUGUGUCCCAAUCCUCACCUGAUUUUACUGGCCAUUCGCUGUGACACACGUGACCUAGUGUCUGAUGUGUUGAGAUUCCAGAGAUUCGUAGAACUAUGGGAAGACAAUCUCAAAAGACGUCUAGUGGUUCUGUUUACAUUUGGAGACAGACUGAAGAAAAGUAUCGAAGAGUUUAUGGUAAGUUCCUCUUCUGCCCUUCAUCAGGUCAUGGACUGCGCUGGACAUCGCUACGUCAUCUUCGACAGGUCACUGAGUGCAAGUGAACAGAGAGAUCGUGCUGACCAGGUGUUCAACAUUGUGAAUGAACUCAAAAACGGGUUUCAUGUGAUGAUCAUUGGCAAGACAGGAAACGGUAAAAGCACCGUGGGUAACUCCCUCCUAGACACAGCCGCCUUCAGAGUCACGCGUGGGUUGGCAACAUCCACCACGCAGACCGUGACAGCCUCAGCUCAAAAAGAUGGCUUGACGAUCACAGUAGCAGACACCCCUGACGUCAGCAACCUUGGUGUCGAGCGGAUAACUGCCGAGCAAGAAAUCAAGAAAUGGUAUCUCUUUCAUCCAGACAUCAUUUUGUUGGCCGUUCGAUGUGACGUCCGCUACACCGCCGAGGAACACCAGAUAUACCAACAGAUUAAGAAAGUCUUGGGGGAAGACUAUCUCAGGUCUAGGCUCAUAGUAGCCUUCACCUUUGGUGAUCGUCAAGACAGAGAUAUCAAUGAGGAGCUGAAAACGGUUUGCACUGAGCUGAAAAAUGUUCUUAAAGAUGCAGGUCAACGCUACAUCCUCUUCAACAAAGAAGACAAAGCAGACAAAAGACAUGAACAUUUUAUGCGUCUUAAAAAGUUUGUCUUUGAUGAUGAAAUUCCUUCUGAAGGUAACACUAGGCGCCCUAAACGUGCACAAGAGUCCGAUCGUAAGGCCACAACAGGCAAGGAAGCGAAGCUGCCCAUCAAAGGAGCCUCAGAGACUGUCCAUAAUAUACAGUUACAGCUGCCUGGAAGGGUGUCAAGAAUGGAACCUUAUAAGGAUGUGAAAAGUUCUGAAAGAUUUUCAGCCUUCCACUGUGAGCUUCUGUGAAAUUGUGAAAUUUAAAAGACAAUUUUAUUGUUUAAAUAUUUACAUUGUACUGUGUUGCGUACAUACAUUGUGUACAUACAUUGUGCACAUAUAUGUAAAUGAGCCAUAUUAAGAUAUUCUUACAUGUAGUAAGCCGUUUUGGGGCAUUUUCUGGAUAUAUAUAUAUUCAGCAAUGUUAAGGUACCUUUUAAUAAGUUUAUUGACACAUUCAAUUGUGUUUAGGUUAGAUCUUUUAAACUUUUUUUAUAGGGAUAUAACCACUUAUGUAAUUCAACUGUUUAGAAUAAUCAUAGUAAUCAUUAAAAUUAAAUAAUUUAGUAUAUUAAUAACGAUACUCACAGUAAUAUGCCCUGAUAUAUAUAUAUGUAUCAUGCUUAUUCUCUUUCAGGCAACAUAAUGACAUGAUCUUAUAUUUGACUAUAGUAUUAAACAUCUUUAUUAUCUACUUUGGUUCGAAGAAAAACAAAAAUUUUCCCUUGUUGGGAGAUCUAAUAGGUAACAAGUAAUAACUGAACACUCACAUCCAUACAAUUACAACACUCAUAUUUGAGCCCUCUCCCUGCAAUGAUUAUCAGAGGUGCGUGUUCACAUUAGGCAAAUCUGUUAGUUCUGUUCAAGAAUGACAUUGCAGUUGGUAUGAAGGACUUGACAAAAACACUCUUCUUAGAGACCAGUUGUUUCCAUCCACCUCCAGAGGGUAGCAUUUGGAAAUGGUGAUGUAGUUUGUGAGAGGGAGUUUCUGAUUUUCCUAACAACUUUAAACUUUACAGUCCUGUUGUAUAAAUCACUUAGUGGUCUGUGAUAAUACUGACAGCUUUUAACCUCACACCACUGGUCUAUAGGUCACUUAGUGGUCUUUGUAGAAAGCUAACAAUGCUGGCAAAUCUUGACCACCCUUAUCAAGCAAGCUUUAUCUUUGAUGGUAGAAUGAUAAAGCAAACUAAAUGUUUAAAUGCAGAUUAAAUGUGAGAAUGUUUUCGAUACACCAAUUAAAGUACAUGGCUACUGACAUCAAAAUUGCAAGCACUAAUGUACUUUCCUGGAAAUGAUGUUAGUGUUUUCCUGGAAGGAUAGUUUGCUGUACAACAAUAUGCAAAGGUAUUUAAAGCUUUGCACCUGUUCUACCGUCUUGUUGCCAAAAGCCAAAGAUGCAUGGACAGGUUGAUGCUUACUCUUAUCAAGGACGAAUUGUUUUAGUUUUAACUUUUAAUUCACCAAUUAACCUUUAACUGUGCUCAAAAAAUGCAUCUACAUGGAGAUCUUUAAGUAUGAAUAGAUGGAACAUGUACAAUAUGUUGCCAUACAAAUCUUGUAUUAUAUAAUGCAUAACCAUUGCAUAAAUACAUGUAGUUGUUCCUUACAGCAUUUUUAUUUGUUUUGGCUUUGUUUGAUAUUUUCAGAUGUUAUGAGACAUCUUCAUGGUUUAGCGAUCAAAUUUGCUAAGCUAUUUAAAGUCAUUUUGCCUGAGCAAAUAAAAUACUUCUUAACGAUAGAUGACUAUUUAUAUACUUUAAACAUAGUCUUUGUAAUUGUACUUACAAUAAAUGAUCUUUCUAUCCUUGAGAUUUUCCUACACUAUGAGUCUGCUGACAACAUUAUUUGUUACUGUCUUUAUAAGCUUAAACAACUGACAAGCCGACGAAUUAUAUUUUGGCUUCCUUUCUUAUAUUUAAUAAGCUGUGUGAAAACCACAUGUACACUUGUUAGACAUUUAUUAAUUAAACAUAAUCAUAUACCCUAUUCAACUUUUAGAAUCAGCUGUAGAAAGUAUGCCAGAUCUAUGUGCAUACACAAAGCUAUACUUGAUAUGUUUAUUGGUGAUUUCCGCACUGUUGCUGAGUUAUUUAUUUGUUUAUAUUUAUUUAGAUCAGUUUUUGCUAUAUAUAUAUAUAAAGUUUAAAACAUGGUAUUAAAGCCUUAGUAAAAGUAAGUACAACUGUUAUAAAAAUAAAAUAGACAGAAUAGACAUCUUCAAUUUGAAAAUGCAAUUGACUUUGUCAGCAAAUUAUAUUUUCUACUGAAGCUUAUUUAAAUAUUCAAGAAUGUCAGCAUAUUUUGAGCUUCUGUGAAUGUUUAAAACCAGUGUUUACAGUUGUUUAACUGGUGUUGAUGAUGUUUAAAAGAGUAGUUUUCCUACCUAUGUAUGCAUAACAUAAGUGAAGUUUAAUGUACAUGACAAUUUAUAUAGGCUUCAAAUUGUAUUCCUUUACUGGGACAAAAGAUUUAUGGAAGUUUAAAGAUUCCUUUUUUGUACUUCUGUAAAUGUUUUAAACUAACUUCUGCUUUGUAUUUAGCUCUGAUCAUGGUUUAGAAGGGUAGUCUAAGCUGCAUGCAAAGAAAAUAACACUUUCCUACUUGUGUAUAUACUACAUGAAUAAAGUCAUAUGAGUGACAGCA